Messenger RNA from Medicago truncatula (barrel medic), 5010 nucleotides. RefSeq names its product structural maintenance of chromosomes flexible hinge domain-containing protein GMI1. The record is from RefSeq and is a predicted model, not a curated record. The transcript has 37 exons. NCBI's taxonomy places the organism in Eukaryota, Viridiplantae, Streptophyta, Magnoliopsida, Fabales, Fabaceae. Bases 288 to 4679 code for a protein of 1463 amino acids.
UAACUAACCAGAGUUAACUUAACACCCAGCCCAACCCAACCCAACCCUUUUUGUCUUAUUCUCUCUCUUUCAUAUUCCUUGCAGUAGAAUGGUCACUCACUCACACUUUUUUUAUUUAUUUCAACUCUUCUUCUCAUUGUACCACUCGCUAGCUCAAUAUAUCUCCAAAAACCCAUUCAAAACCCUUUCUCACUUCUCUUCUUUCCUCGCAUAAGCACUUUUCAUAAUCACUUCUUACUACAAACAAACUUCACAUUUUCUUUCCUUCUUCUUCACGAGUUUGAAGCAUGGAAAGGGGAAUGAUUAAUCACAACCCUAAGAAACGAAAACUGGUGCUAAACGAUGAUGAUGAUGAUACCGGAAUCCGAAAAAUGCGAAAGUUCAAAGUGUUGUUACCGAAUGGAACUAGUGUGGAAUUGAAAGUUCUGAACACAGAAAAUGCAAUGCAUUUUGGUGAAUUCGUUGGAUUAAUUCGAACUAGGUAUCUACAAGUUCAGAGGAAGAAUGAAUCCAUGAGGAAGAAAAGGGAAAUCAAUUGGAAUAGUGGUGGUUUGUUUCUUGAAGAUGUUAGUGAUAAUAAGAUCAAGAACGUUGUUGAUUUCAAAAAUUUCAUUCCUAACAAGUGCCACAUUUUACGCCUUAAUGAUGGGAAAGGCGAUGUUGCUGACACCUUUGAGAAUAUGUGGGACUUGACGCCAGAUACAGAUUUGCUGCUGGAGCUUCCUGAAGAUUAUAAUUUUGAAGCUGCUAUUGCUGACUUGAUUGAUAAUGCUUUGCAGGCUGUGUGGUCCAAUGAAAAAAACAGUAGGAAGCUAAUUAGAGUUAAUGUAACUAACAAGAAGAUUACAAUUUUUGACAAUGGCUCUGGAAUGGAUGACUCUAAUGAGAAUUCCCUAGUAAAAUGGGGAAAAAUGGGAGCGUCACUUCACCGAUUAUCAAAAUCACAGGCUAUUGGGGGAAAACCCCCAUACUUAAUGCCUUAUUUUGGAAUGUAUGGAUAUGGUGGACCUAUAGCAUCUAUGCAUUUGGGGAGGCGUACUUUUGUUUCGUCCAAGACAAAACAUGUAAAGAAAGUCUACAUGUUACUUCUUCAGAGAGAAGCUUUGUUGAAAAGAUCCAACUCUGAAGCCACAUGGAAGACAAAUGGUGGCAUAAGGGAACCCUUACAGGAUGAAAUCAGGGAUUCUCAUGGCAGCUUUACAAAGGUUGAUAUUUUUGAGCCAAAAGUAAAAGAUGUUGAUAUUAACAAACUCCAGUGCCACCUCAAGGACAUAUAUUUCCCCUACAUUCAGAAUGAUGACUUGUCUGAAAGAGGGAAGACCAUUACACCGAUUGAGUUCCAGGUCAACGGUGUUGAUCUGACAGAGAUUCAAGGUGGGGAGGUUGCAACAACUAAUUUGCAUUCUUGCAAUGGUCCUGAGUUUGUUCUGCAGCUUCGUAUGUCUCUUGUACAAGAUCAUGGUUCAAGGGAAUUCCAAGAAGCAAAUGCACGCCUUAGAUUCGUAUAUUUCCCUUUCUCAGAGGGAAAGGAGAGCAUUGAGAGGGUUUUGGAAAAUUUAACGGCUGACGGUUACAUUAUAAAGGAGAGCUUCGAAAACUUUAGUCGGGUUUCCGUUAGGCGGCUUGGUCGUCUCCUUCCAGAUGCUCGCUGGACUUUACUUCCUUUUAUGGACUGGAGGAACAAAAGGGUAUUGACUAAUAAGACAAGGAUACUGAAGAGAUGUUCCCUAAGAGUUAAAUGCUAUGUUGAAACUGAUGCUGGUUUUAAGCCAACCCAGUCAAAGACGGAUUUAGCUUACCACAAUCCAUUCACCAUUGCUUUGAAGAACUUGGGUAGUAAAAUUUCAUACAAAGACAAUGCAGAUGUUUCUGUUGAAAUUAGCACAGCCUCAAAAAUGUUAAAUCCUUUACAACUAGAAAAGGAGUACAACAACUGGAUUCUACAAAUGCACACUCGUUAUGAUGAAGAAGCUGAUGCCGGUGACGAUAAGCCAGUUAUACUUGUCAAUCCGCCAAACAAGAAAGCACUUGGCAUUUCCGAUGAUGUCGUUAGAGUUCAUCGGGUUCUGAAGAGAAAGGAAAAGACAUGGAGUCAUGGACAGAGAAUUAAAGUGUUAAAAGGAGCAUGCCCAGGGUGUCACAACAACAAUGUUUAUGCAACCAUAGAGUACUUUUUGCUUGAAAAAUUUGAAGGAGACCCGGGUGGAGAAGCUCAAAUCAUAUGCAGGCCAAUAGAUAUCCCAGAGGAGAAUGGGUGCUCUCUUGACGUCAGUAAUGACGAAAACCCCACCUUGAAUAUUGGUAGCUCUUUGUCUUUACCAUUAAGCGUGAUCGACGCAGAAAAGCUUUUACCUGUUGAAAGUAUUGAAUGGGAGCGUCGACUUAAUAAGAUACAACAGAAAUCUCCUGCUUGUAUUGACUCGCCGGGCUCAAACCGUCAUAAACACUAUAAACGAAAGCAGAUUGACGUGGUGGAUUCAAUCAGCAAAAGUUUUGAGAAAAGGGUGACAGGAAAACCUUCUCAUUGUGCUAAGAAGUACGAACUUCUAACUGAUGACCAAAGUCCUGAGCUAGAUGUGAGGGUUGGUUCUACGUUUCCAACCUUAGCCAUUGCAUGUUAUGACAUCCAUGGUAAUCGAGCACCGUUUCAAACGAUUCCGGAUGUGACUGUUCAACUUCAGGCAGCGAAGGACUUGUACUUCAAAGUGCAUGGAACGAAGAUUGGUCUUUCAACUGAUAAAAUGAUUUUAAAAAUCAUGGAUGCAAUGGUUACACUUACAAGUAAUGAUUUGGACAAGAUAAGGCCUAGCUAUAUGACUAAUUUGAUUAUUGCUUCAGAAAAUAUUCCGUUGUCACUAUCUUUUCCGUGCCGAGUUUCUCCUGCUUAUCCCGAACAUGUUGAACUGAAGCCUAAUAUAAGAGAAGACCAACUAAUUCCAGGUUUCAUUGUCAAGGAGUUAGUGUUGGAGAUGUUUGACGCAUAUAGAAACCAUGUGUCUGAAGGCAUGGAGGUUAAUAUUGUUGUGGAUGGAUUUGAAAUGCUAAAUCAUUGCAGUGCAUACAAGGUUGCUGAUAAAGGAAAAAUUGAUCUUAGUGGUCUACUAAAGUUAACAGCAGGUUAUGGUGAAAAUGCAUCCAUAUCGGUUACAUUCGAAGGUAGACCAAUAUUCAAGCAGGAUUUUUCAAUUGCACGAAGAAUCUUGAGAAUAGCAUCUAAGGUGCCUGAUUUUUGUGCUGCUGGUGGUCAGCUAGAAAACGUUAAAUUUGAAAUUGUCAAUAUUGAUGGAGAUGUUGAUACGAAGAUUCAUCACGACAAUCAAGAUUACCAGUUUCAUAUGCUUACAAUUAAGUCAGACCUUAUUAAUGCAGAGGAAUCUAUACGAUAUCUUUUCAAGCAGGGAUGCUGUACAGUUCCAUUCAUACGUGUUCCAGAAAUUGAGGGGACUUUUUGUUUUGAAGCUUUUCAUUCACAAUAUACCAAGCUAUGUCUGGCUGUAAAGGUGCGAGUUAUCAAAAUGUCCAAUGCGAAAGAUGUUGCACAACUUCUAUCCCCGGAUAAGAAUAUUUUUCCCUUGCAGGAACUAUCACCAUUUAAUCAUGAAAAUAACUUAAUGAUCUCUGUCCUAAAUAGUGAAGGAAAGAUUUGCCAACUUGGAAGCAAAAUUAAAAAAGUAGAAGAAUAUCUUAAAACUUGUCAUGAGGAAAAGGCUGAGAAGGAGAAAGAGAUGUUGAAGCUGCGAGAUAAUGUUAAUGUCAACACCAAAGAGGAAGUGAUUACAAAAAUUAAAAGCAUGGAAAACUCAGCAACUUCUGUCCUAUGUAGUCUGUCUGCACACGAAAAGCAACAGAAUCAUUUCUUGGAAGAUAUAAUUGGGGUCGUUGCCCUCCUUGGUUCUGUUAAGAGUCCUAAGCUUAGCAGAAUGCUGGCUGAAUAUCUUGGUGAAGAUCAAAUGCUGGGUGUUAUUUGUAGAUCUUUCGAUACUGCAGUUUCUCUUUAUAAGCAAAAUGGAGAAAUUGAUUGUUUGCAUGCUGAAGCAGCUGGUCUUGGAGAAGCUAUAAUAAGCAAGCGUUUUCUUGUUAUGUCUUUUGAAGAUUUAAGGCCAUACAAAGGGUACCUGCAAGAACAUGACCCUCAGAUGAAGCUGGCAUUGCCCAAUCCCAAGUUACACAAUGGGAGAACCCCAGCAGGCUUUAUCGGUUAUGCAGUUAAUAUGAUUGAUCUUGAUUCCCAUCACCUACAGACAAGGACAGCAUUGGGCCAUGGGCUACGCGAGACCGUUCUAUUUAGCCUUUUCAAGAAGCUCCAUGUUUAUGAAACAAGAGAGAAUAUGGUGGAUGCUCUUGACUGUAUAGAAGAUGGUGCUGUAUCAUUAGAUGGUGGUAUUAUAAGAGAAAAUAGAGCUCUUUCUAUUGGUUAUGGGAACCCUUCUGUAUACUUUCCUUGUACGAACAAGUUGGACAUUUCUCCGGAAGCUAUGGGAAUCUUAACUCAGAUUGAAGAAGAGUUGCUGCUGAUUGAAGAAAAAAUUGAUAAAGCAACAAAUUAUCAUCAGAAGUGUCUACAUAAAUUUGAGAGAAAAGAGAAGAAAUAUAAAAAACUUAUGGAUAAAAUUGAGCCUAUGGCCGAGUUAUUGGAACCUAAACCAGAGAUUGGGACCUUGGUAAACUUAGCUGACUGAUCUGUUUUUUGUUUUCCUAUGCUUUUGAUCAUUGAGCUUAGAGCUUUGGAUAGUGUGCUUUCUUGUGGAGUUUUUGGUGGCCGGCAAUCAAUGACUGACUUCAGAGGAAAUAUUAUAGGCUUUGGUUUUCUUUCCUUUUUAUGAACUAAUAGGCUUUGGUUACUGCCAUGGGUUAACUGAUGUUGUGUAUAUAUCUUUUCCAGUGUGUGACAGGGUCAUUUUUAAUGCUGAUGAAUAUAUUAUAUAUCUUUAAUCCACAGUUUCUGUGUAAAUAGUGUAUUUUGAUGCUCUUUCACUUAGUAAUGCAUUUAUUCCACCAAGGUACUUUUAA